Marmota monax (woodchuck) is the source of this 1323-nucleotide messenger RNA. RefSeq names its product ubiquinol-cytochrome-c reductase complex assembly factor 4. Bases 282 to 962 code for a protein of 226 amino acids. The transcript is spliced from 2 exons. NCBI's taxonomy places the organism in Eukaryota, Metazoa, Chordata, Mammalia, Rodentia, Sciuridae. The record is from RefSeq and is a predicted model, not a curated record.
UCCCGACCUAAUGCUGUGACAGCAUCUCCGGCCAGGAAUAUCUGAGCCAAGUGCUUCCCUCGCCGGGAAGCAGGCACAGAAAGAUAUCACACGUUCCAGGUCACGAGGUAGCUUUUGGAUCUGAUUUUUGUGCCAUCCCCAGAGCAGAUUAUGGCUCCCGGGAGAAAUCUUAAAUGUGUAUUUCUAAGUGAAAGAAACCAAGAUGAAAAGGCUGAAGCGUGAGUGGCGGCACCCCAGAGCAGACGAUAGCUUCCGCCCGACGCCGAGCGCCAAGAGGGGGCAUGCGGAGAGCGAACGACCUACGACAGCGGGAAGGAGGUCAGUGCGUGCUCGGCUGGUCCCAGUACCGCUGCCCAGGCCGGACGGAUAACUACACUUCCCGGCAGGCCGCGCGGUAUCUGGGGGCGGGACCUAAAGCGGAAGUGCUCGGAGGAGUGCGUCAUUUCCGCGGCGCGGCUGGGCUCACGUUCCGUAGUCGUGAGGCCAGGUAUGGCGGCGGCUUCCGGUCCUGGACGACGGAAGUGACGCAAGCGGUGCGCCGCAGGGAGGAGGUCGCGAUGAGCCGCGUCCUGUGUGCGCCCACUGCAGGGGCCAUACGGGCACUCAGGCUUGUGGGCUUGGCUCCACGGAACCUGCACCCGCCGCCGGCUGGCCGGGCCCAGCCCGCGGACCAUGAGGAGGACCCGGAACGCCCCCUUCGGUUUUCCUCCAGCAAAGCCAGCCCGUCCCGCUGGACCGUGAUGCAUUCCCUGGGGAAGGAACAGCAGCGGCCCUGGUGGAAGGUGCUACCCCUCAGCCUCUCCCUCCUGGCUCUGGUCUCCUGGUGCUUCCUGAGGCAGGAGAGCGGCGCGGAUCAGUGGUUGAGACGCGUGCUGGAAAUAGAGGGGCCUGAGCCCGGAGACGCCCCCGAGGAGCCCGGCGCGCGGGCCGCCUACCCGGCGAGAGCCUCGGGUGCCGGCUAAAGGACUCGCGCUCGUGGCGCUGACUUGCGUGAAGGCAGCGGGAUGUCGGCAGGAGCCUGCUCCUUGUCUAACACCGUUGCGCAGUGAUUGCGUCCUAAAGACUUCUCAGAUCCACGGGGAAGGUGUUGGCCGCAUUGUGUGCCGCUGGAUUUGGGAUGUCUUUGUACAGCCUAGUCAUGGCGCCAAAGCAGUCCUGGCGGAUACUUGUAAUCCAGUGUUACUUUGCAGACCAUGUGCUUUCUGAAACACUAUAACUGACAUGAGUGUUAGAACGUGCUACGCGUAAAGAACAUCUGUUGGUGUUAGUUUUAUAUACUAACAAAUUGAAAAUACAUUUUAAUACAAUGAUGCACUAAGGCGA